Messenger RNA from Leishmania braziliensis MHOM/BR/75/M2904, 3831 nucleotides. Its product is annotated as putative protein kinase. Bases 1 to 3831 code for a protein of 1276 amino acids. Gene Ontology annotation, molecular function: ATP binding; protein kinase activity. The transcript has a single exon. Gene Ontology annotation, cellular component: cytoplasm; centrosome; nucleus. The record is from RefSeq and is a predicted model, not a curated record. Gene Ontology annotation, biological process: regulation of cytokinesis; protein phosphorylation; mitotic cell cycle. Lineage: Eukaryota; Euglenozoa; Kinetoplastea; Trypanosomatida; Trypanosomatidae.
AUGCUCGGCUCUGUUGAUGCGAUUGACUACGACGGGGACCGUGUGCGCAAGGUGGUGUUGCGAUUUCCUGCUUUGCGUAGUGGCGACUCGGAGAGCGUGAAGGAGGUGUGGCCGUGUGAGCGCAUUGGUCAGGGCUCCUUCGGCACUGUGUACCGUGCUGUUAGCGCCGACUAUCCGCGUCUUGCUCUCAAGAUUUCAACGGGUAAGGGCAUGCGGCUUCGCCAGGAGCUCGAUGUUCUGAGUCGUGUGUGCACCAAAGGGCGCCUCCUGCUCCCACGCUUUGAGUUCGGCGCGCUCAACAAGACAGCAGACUUGAUCGUUAUUGGGAUGGAGCUAUGUGUGCCGAGCACACUGCACGACCUUCUCCUUAGCACCCGUAUCACCAGCGAAGCAGAGAUGCUUUUCAUGGCGCACCAGGCAGUACAGGCCGUCUCGUACGUGCAUAUGGAGGGCUGCAUUCACCGAGACGUCAAGCUACAGAACUUUGUCUUUGACCUCGACGGUAACCUGAAGCUGAUUGACUUUGGCCUCGCGUGUAACUCGCUUAAGCCACCGGCAGGGGAUGUGGUGGCAGGCACGGUGUCGUUCAUGUCUCCAGAAAUGGCGCACAAUGCCCUUCACAAGGACAAGCGCGUGAGCGUCGGUGUGGCUGCCGAUGUGUGGUCGCUGGGGAUUGUCCUCUUUUCUAUUUUCACGCAGCGGAACCCGUACCCGUCGAUGGAGACACCGGCUCAGGCAGCGGACGGCUUCUCCAGUGGCACAAAGAACGGCGGUGCUGCUGGUACUGCUGCGGCGGGCGUGAGUGGUCCUGGGGAGACCAUGAGUGGCGUGGAGGGCGCAAGGGGCAACAGCGUGAGUUGGCAGCAGCGCAUGAAUGAGCGUCUGCUACGCCGCGUGGCGGCCGGCGACUGGCAUUGGCCUGUAGGCGUUACAGUGUCGCAGGACCUGAAGCAACUUGUAAACUCCAUCCUUGUCACCAACCCCGAGGAGCGACCAAGCGUGGAGACAAUACUGGCGAACAAGGUGUGGAACUUGCGGCGCCGUUAUCCACCUGCAGCUGUGGCGGCAUUCCUCGGGGUGCAGGAUGACUUCCUGCUCUCUCAUGAUGAGGCCCAUCUGAUGCGUGCGGUGGAGGAGCGUAGCGCUGGUGUGACAGCAUCACUGCUGAACAGCCGCCUACACAGCCCUGCCUCGACCUCGAGCGAGGGCAAUGGGGAGGCCAACCCGCAGCACAGCAACAAUGACAGCGUACGCAGCGGUGGCCCACGUACGCCUGACACAACUACGCCACCGGCGCGUGGGUCUCUCAAGGUGGUGCAGCGCUGCGGGGAGGGCGGUGUUGAUGGGGCGGUCGCAGUGCAGGUGUAUGACGUGCGCGCCAGCACCCGCAAGCGCGGCAAGCCCAUCCGCGAGAUAUCUGUCGUCAUGGCGGCAGAGACGGCCAAAACACGACGAUCUAAAUCUGCCCGACGGGCAAAGGGUGUUGUGUCGGCUCCCUCGUCCUGCGGCGCCUCAAGAGCAGCGUCGGCUGAAGGCGACAGGCGAACAGCAUCCUUGGCUGGUACGGCGUUGCAGCCCAGUGCCACGCAUACGUGUAUCAACAGCGGCGACGAUGAGGAUGAGGGGGAAGUGAUGAACCGCGGCGCCAGCCCGUCGAAGCAUCACAACCGCGGUGUGCUGCCUGUGCGACUGCAGGAUACCCUGGACACCGCCGACACCACAGCAGCCGAGCAGAGGGACAACUUAUGGUGUUCCAAGACAUCAGUGGAGUCAUCCUGUGCCACGCCACCUCUGUUCGCGAGCGACCAAAUACGCCCCGGUCUUCAGCGUAGCGGGAGUGUGGAGCUUCUGGAGGACGCGGAGGCGCCAACUGUAGUGAGGGUGAAGCCCUCGUCGCACAACAGGGCUGCAUCGGGGAGCAGAAGAAAACGCGAUACGUCGCUACGUCAGGCUUUCUCGCCGACCCUCAAAGGUGGCCUUCGCGGCACAUCCGGUGGUGUGCCAGGCAGCACAGGGACAACGACAUCUGCGCAGGUGCUCGUCUCUCAGCUGACAAGCCGCACCGCGUCGCCGCCUUCAGCCAUGAACCCAUCCCCAUCGUCCUCGCGACAAGCGUCGCUGAGGCGGCAGGGGUCCUCUAGCGCCACCACCGUUUCCUCCGCACCGGGGCGUGCGGGUCACAAGGGAUCCUCACUGGCGAUGAAACGUGCGCAGCGUGUUGCGCUUGAGCUCAGUCUAAAUGUUAUUGGCCAAGACGAGGCGGACCAUCGUCGUACGCUUUCUGCGAUGCUGCUGAUCGAGCAUGCAUGGCUGCUCGCCAGCUUUCGGCUGACCAUCGAGGAGGACCAGGAGCGCUACAGCAUCACAUGGCUUGCAGAGGAGCAGGAGAAGUCCGCCGCCCACCCACACCGCUUCAAGGAGGUGCUGCGGGUGAUGGGCAAGAAGUACCAGUACGGCUUUGUUUGUGACCUGUGCGACUACGAGUUCCUCCCAGCCGGCCCAGAGGAAAAAGACUUGCACUUCUUUCACUGCCCCUGCGGCCGCGACCUGUGCCCAGACUGCUACACAGCGUAUCAGCAGCAGUGCACGUGCUCCUGUUGCCGUGUGGUGCAUCCGAACAGCUGUGUGCUGCGGGAGCACCUUUUUCGGACUGGCGGAACGCAGUACUACAUCGGGUCGAGAACAGGGAGCGCAGUUGCGCAGGCUGGUGGUGUGCGGUGCUCAUUCCAGGCCGCCGUCAAGCAUGAUGAGGAGAAGGAGGGUCGAGACGAGACAUCGGUGCCGCCUGAGCUGCCUCGCCGUCGUGGCCGGCCCCCCAAGCAGGACAAGAACCACUCUCCUGUGAAGCAGAAGGGCAACCGAGCCGCCAAAGACACCAACCAUCGGCGACGUGGCACGCAGGCCGCCGUUGACGUUAGUGUGGGUGAGGUGGAUGAGAUGGCGCAACUUCACCUGCCUCGAAUUUCGAUUGCUGCAAUGCAACAACAGGAAAAGCGUGGCCGCGGAGCAGGAGCCGCUGGGAAAGUAGCGCCGCCACACCGGCCAGAGGAUGUGGUGGUGAAACAGCGACCGGUAGAGAGCGUCCCGGAGGGCCCGUGGAGGCCGUUUGCGCGCUACAAGAAGGAUCGAAGGGAUGAGGAAGCACGGCAGCCGACGCCGGAGGAGCGCGACGCGUUGCUGAAUGGGGAGUGGAUUCGACACUUUUACCUGUUUCCGCACGCUGAACCAGAGCACGAUGGUGCUUCCGGGACUAGGGCCGAUGAGGAGGAGGAGGAGCCGUACGCGUUCGUCUACCAUGCACAGCCAGGCCGCACCGGGGCCAUUUUUCUCACAAGUGACUUUUCGAUGCACUCGGCGGUUUUUUCCAUGCUGGAACGGCAGUUUUUCGUUGUGAAUCAGGUGGAUACCUUAGAGGGCGCGGAUUCCACCCAUGCGACGUCGCUGCUCAAGGCAAAGGCUCACCCCGAGCUCAGGAUUGCUUUCCACGCACUGCAGGACAUUGUAGCGUAUGACACGAACAUGAUGAAACAGCAGCGCGCCCCUGGUACCGUCUCUGUAUACCAGGCGCCUCGCAGCGCCUACAGCUGCAAUGGCGAGCCUUUCCUCUAUGUGCGAUGGUUCCGCUUCAACGAGAACCGUACCCUCAGCGCCUUUCUUCUCUCCAACGGCGCUGUUCAGGUGUUUGUAAACAACGAGUACGAAUUGCGCUGGUUUGAUGAGAGCCGAAAGUUUCUCAUCCGCUACAACGGCGUGUGUGAGCUGGUCGACGACGGCACCUUUGCACUGGCCCCGGCGAUCAACCAUCUUCUCUACGACUCAUUUGACGUGUAG